Molecule: messenger RNA, 2289 nt
Organism: Exophiala bonariae
Lineage: Eukaryota; Fungi; Ascomycota; Eurotiomycetes; Chaetothyriales; Herpotrichiellaceae
Exons: 1
Coding region: 1-2289 (762 amino acids)
Biological process (GO): xylan catabolic process; arabinan catabolic process
Cellular component (GO): plant-type cell wall
Molecular function (GO): alpha-L-arabinofuranosidase activity; xylan 1,4-beta-xylosidase activity
Source: RefSeq, a predicted model, not a curated record
AUGGCGUCUUAUACCGGUUUGGCCUUACUGGCACUGUCUCUCCCUCUGUCCUGGGCGCAACAAUAUCCCGACUGUCAGAAUGGACCACUAUCUAACAACUCGGUAUGUGAUACCGGAUUGUCGGCGAGAGAACGAGCUCAAGCGCUGGUCGAUGCCCUGACACUGGAGGAGAAAUUAAACCUCACGCACAACAACUCACCGGGCGUAAAGCGAUUAGGCUUGCCGGCCUACAACUGGUGGGGUGAAGCUCUUCACGGAGUAGCUGCUGCGCCAGGAGUACAAUUCAGCAGCUCAGGCAAUUGGUCCUAUGCGACUUCCUUUCCUCAGCCUAUUUCAAUAGCGUCAUCUUUUGACGAUGAGCUAUUCUAUGCCAUCGGGACUGUGAUAAGUACUGAAGCGAGGGCAUUCAACAACGGUAAACGCUCCGGCCUCGACUAUUGGACACCAAAUAUCAAUCCAUUCCGUGACCCGCGAUGGGGCCGUGGUCAAGAAACGCCAGGUGAAGAUACUUAUUUGGUCAAGCGAUACAUCGACAAUAUGGUCACUAGUCUCCAAGGUGGUCGUAAUCCUACAUCCUAUAAAGUCAUCGCCACAUGCAAGCACUACACAGCUUAUGACUUGGAAGGUUGGCAAGGGAACACUCGCUAUGGGUUCGACGCUAUUGUCAGUCCGCAAGAUCUGAGUGAAUAUUAUAUGCAGCCAUUUCAGCAGUGUGCGAGAGACACCAAGGUCGCCUCGAUAAUGUGCUCAUAUAACGCUAUCAAUGGCGUACCUGCUUGUGCCAAUUCGUACACCAUUCAGUCAGUUCUUCGAGGGCAUUGGAAUUGGACUGCUGAUGAGAACUACAUCACUUCUGAUUGCACUUCCAUCCAGAAUAUGUUUACCGAUCACCAUGCGUUUGAUACAAGACAGCAGACAGUGGCAGCUGCGCUGAACGCUGGGGUCGAUGUUGAUUGCGGCUAUUACAAUCCAACAUUUUUACCAUCAGCAUAUUCCCAAGGUUUGUUUCAGGAGUCCACGCUAGAUAAGUCACUUCUACGUUUGUACUCAGGAUUGGCCAAAGCAGGCUACUUUGACCCUCCAGACUCGCCGUGGAGAUCAGUGACAUGGGAUAAUGUGUCAACACCAGAAGCGGAAGAUCUUGCCCUGAAGGUUGCCGAGGAAGGUAUCAUUCUCUUGAAGAAUGACGGAACCCUUCCGUUGAUCCCGCCUGAGGAUCGCAAUUUGACUCUACUUCUUGCUGGUGGCUGGAUCAAUGCCACCGAGCAGCUGCAAGGAAACUAUGCUGGACCCGCGAGAACGUUGGUAUCUCCAUGGAUGGCGCUCCAGAAUGUCUCGAACCUCAAUCUUGUUGUCGUCAAGUGGUACGAGAAUCCCAUGUUGCGUGCCAUUGACACUCAGGCGGACGCUAUUCUCUACAUUGACGCUACAAAUGAAGGUGCGGAUGAAGGCAAAGAUCGUAAUACCAUUCGAUGGGAUGCCAUGCAGGUGGACGCUGUGGAGAUGUUAGCUACCCUUGGUCGACCCCUUAUCGUUGCACAUAUGGGCGAGCAGGUCGAUGAUUCAGCACUGCUCAAUAACCCUAAUGUGAGCUCAUUAUUAUGGGCUGGUUAUCCAGGUAUGUUAGGAGGGCAGGCGCUUAUCAAUAUUGUCACUGGUAAGACGGCACCAGCUGGUAGAAUGCCAGUCACUCAAUACCCUGCCGACUACGUUCAUCAAGUACCCAUGACCGACAUGAAUUUGCGUCCGGAUCCCCAGACUGGCAACCCAGGUCGGACAUACAAAUGGUUUGACAAUGCAACCGUCGAGUUUGGUUUUGGACUUCACUACACCAACCUUUCCACUGCCAUUGGCACGCCAUCAAACACAUCUUUUGAUAUUCAGUCUCUUGUGUCUGCCUGCAACUUCACUACCUACAGCCACGUCGACCAGUGCCCGUUCUAUCCCUCAGGCUCCACCUCCUCUUCGUUAUCUGUCAAUGUCACCAAUAGCGGUACCACAGCCUCUGACUUCGUCGCCCUUGCUUUCAUUGCCGGGGAGUACGGACCAACACCCCGCCCACUCAAGUCCCUUGUAGCUUACCAGAGGCUCUUCGAUAUCAAGCCUGGAAGUUCACAGACAGCCAGUCUAAAUCUCACGCUAGGAUCAUUGUCAAGAUACGACGAGAAGGGAAAUCAGAUAUUGUAUCCGGGGAAUUAUCGUGUAUUGAUAGAUGUACCGACACAAAAUACCUGGGAAUUUGUGCUGACUGGAAGCGAGUAUGUGAUGGAUGAGUGGCCUCAAGUGUAA